AGUGGAUUGUAUUUUGAACCAUCUUUGCUUCUCUGCACUCUGUUCUUGUGCCUGUGACUUUAAGGUCAGUAGAAGCCUGAGAUCAGAAAAAGAAGGAAAAAAAAAAAAGAGCACCAAUGGCUUCCAUGACAAUGACAGCAUCUUUCUUUGGUGGUUCAGCCGCUGCCGCCACCAAACAACCACCAACAGCCGCCGGCCGUGGCCUUGUCAUGGCCAAGGCCACAAAGGUGACAGAAGCAGAAAAAAAUGUGACCAGUUACAACAGCAAGGAAGAAGAGAAGAACACUGGGAGGAGGGGCUUGGUUUUUGCGGCAGCGGCCGCGGCCGCGUGCUCGGUUGCUAAAGUUGCUAUGGCCGGUGAGCCCAAGAAGGGAACACCGGAAGCUGUGAAGAAGUUCGCACCUGUCUGUGUUACAAUGCCUACUGCCAGUAUUUGUCGCAAAUGAGGUUUAAUAUGUUGUUGGUGGUUUGUUUGAUUAGUCUCUUAUAAGACUGUAAAACUCCAUUUCUAUGUUGAUUUGUCCUUCUCAUUGGUGUAUGAUCUUAUCCAAAUGACUUAAUGAUCAUCCAAUUACCUAGUUGUUGCGGAACCACAAUUUCAGAAUAAUUAUCCUUUUUUUUUUCCAUCUGAUAUACAACAUAAGUGGAUAUCUAUAAUUAAGAAUUAAU
Molecule: messenger RNA, 669 nt
Organism: Ilex paraguariensis (yerba mate)
Lineage: Eukaryota; Viridiplantae; Streptophyta; Magnoliopsida; Aquifoliales; Aquifoliaceae
Source: the annotation of a GenBank genome assembly